CAGUCAACUGCUUGCCAAAAGAAGUGAUUAUUAUAAUUAAAACAGCAAAAUGGCACGUCGUUAUGAUUCGCGGACAACUAUUUUUUCGCCGGAAGGUCGAUUGUACCAGGUGGAGUAUGCCAUGGAGGCUAUUUCCCGUGCUGGUGCCGCUUUAGGUAUACGCGCAAAAGAUGGCAUUGUUAUAGCGGCAGAAUGUCACACAACAAGCCCAUUACUCGACAACGAUAUUUUCCAGGAUAAAAUAUACAAAAUUAAUGAUCACAUCUGUGUCGCCGUUGCGGGUAUCACAUCAGAUGCUAAUGUUUUGGUUAACGAGAUGCGUUUAAUAGCACAGCGCUACAAGUAUAACUACGGGGAACCAAUACCGGUUGAACAACUGGUGUCACAUUUGUGUGACAUUAAACAAGCGUACACACAAUAUGGUGGCAAACGACCAUUUGGUGUGUCUAUCCUUUACAUGGGAUACGACAGGCGUCACGAUUUUCAACUAUACCAGUCGGAUCCCAGUGGUAAUUACAGUGGCUGGAAUGGAACCUGCAUUGGCAAAAGCUUUGGUGUAGCUAUGUCCAUGUUGAAAACAGAACUAGCUAAUCGUUAUGAUACCUCUGAAAACCCUCUUACGACGGAAGAAGCGAAGAAGAUCGCCAUAAAAAUCCUGGCUAAAUGCAUGGAAGGCAUUAAUUCCGAAAAGGUUGAAAUGGCAGUCACUAACAUAGAUAGUAAUAAGCAACCCAUAAUUAAAAUGGUGCAAAAAGAAGAAAUUGAAAGAUUGAUAACUGAGCACAAUCAAGAAGAAGAGGAAAAGAAAGCGGCAACAUCGGGGACGAACUAGAGUUGAACUUAAUUAAGUUUUCUACAUAAUAUUUUUGGUUUGGUUUCUUAAAGUAACCGAAUUGUCAAAUAACAGCUUUUUCACAUAAAUUAAUAUUUGGUGAGAUAUCUUACAAUACUAGUA
This is a messenger RNA of Rhagoletis zephyria (snowberry fruit fly), 955 nucleotides long. RefSeq names its product proteasome alpha3 subunit (gene Prosalpha3). NCBI's taxonomy places the organism in Eukaryota, Metazoa, Arthropoda, Insecta, Diptera, Tephritidae. Gene Ontology annotation, cellular component: proteasome core complex, alpha-subunit complex; proteasome core complex. The record is from RefSeq and is a predicted model, not a curated record. Gene Ontology annotation, biological process: ubiquitin-dependent protein catabolic process.